Molecule: messenger RNA, 1620 nt
Organism: Adineta ricciae
Lineage: Eukaryota; Metazoa; Rotifera; Eurotatoria; Adinetida; Adinetidae
Source: the annotation of a GenBank genome assembly
AUGAAGAAAAUAUUUUAUGCUUUCUAUGGGCUUGUUGUUAUAUUGUCCAUCACCACGAUUAUUCUUGUAGCAGUUACUCUGGGAAUAAUUAUCAAUCGUUUAGGUUCGAAUAAUGAUAGAUCCUUAUCAUUUGUUCGAGGAAUCAAAAGUGAUGAUCUGAUGAAACAUUUGAAACAGCUUCAAAUCAUCGCCGAUCAAAGUAAUGGCACACGAGCGAUAGGAACUCAAGGAUUCAACAGUACACUCGAUUAUAUAACUAGACAACUGAAAGAAAAUACAAAUUUCCUUCUUCAUUAUGAAUAUUUUCGAAUCCCGAAUAAUGUUGUUCAAGGAAUACCAGAGUUACAAUCAGAAAUCAAUGGUCUGAUUGAGCAUUACAAUUACCUAACAGAUUUUACUCAUGUUUUAUUUUCACCGAGUGGUUAUUUACCUUCUCCUAUUCGAUUAGUUUCAAUUCCAAAUCUUGGAUGCCAAGAUACGGACUGGUCUAGUGUACUAGUCGGAGAUUCAAUUGCUUUGGUCAAACGCGGCGAAUGUACAUUUCCAGAGAAGUCUCUCUUAGCAGAAAAAUAUCGUGCGAAAGGUUUAUUGAUUUACAACGACGGAGCAGCAUCAGAUCGUUUUCAAGCUUAUCGAAACGUGCGAAGUCACAUGAAUACGACGAUACCGAUUUAUUUUCUGUCAUACAAUCUUGGUAUGAAAUUCGUUACUGCUGCACUGGAGGCAAGUAAAAAUGCGAGUGUCAUCAUAAGAGUGAAUGUCACUCAUGCAGAAGGAAUUGGAAAUGUGUGCGCUGAUACUCCAACAGGUGAUUCAACAAAAACUAUUGUAGUUGGUGCUCAUAGUGAUGGAGUUCUCGAUGGAAGUGGAAUCAAUGAUAACGGUAGUGGUACGAUUGGUACUUUGGUUUUAGCACUUGCGUUAGGUCGUCUACUUGGUACAUCAUCAUCAUCAUCAUCAUCAAGUUACAGCCCAUAUCCAUAUCGUGUUCGUUUUUGUUGGUUGACAGCAGAAGAACUUGGCCUACUCGGUUCAAUUUAUCAUGUUGAAAAGGCUGCUUUAUCAGGAAAUCUACAAGAUUAUUUAGUCUAUUUUAACUAUGAUAUGUUAGCUUCUGCUAAUUUCAACUUUGGAAUUCUCGACAGCUUUGUAGUUCCACCCGGAACACCGUCAGAAGCACUACCAGGUACCACACGAAUUACCGCGUUAUUUCAACAAUGGUUCGAUGAAGAGAAACUCUUAUGGACGAGAUCGGGUAUCGGUGGUGGCAGUGACUUUGUUCCAUUUCUAGUUCAAGGUAUCGCGGCUGGUGGAGUUAAUACUGGAGCAAAUGGUAUUAAAACAUCCAUUGAACGCGACGACUAUACCAAAGUACUAGGAAUAGGCAAUGCUGGACUAGCGAAUGUUGCUUAUGAUUCAUGUUAUCAUCAACAAUGCGAUCGAAUAACUAAUGUUAAUCCGUUUGCCUACGAAAAAGUUGUACAGGCUGCUGCUUAUGCUAUUGAAUAUAUGGGACAAUUGAAUGAUUUAGAACAAUGGCUGUAUCCACAAGGUCGUGUGAAGAAUACUAAUCAACAACAGAGACAAUUUCCAAUCUAUAAUGAUCCUGAUCUUUUCUGA